AGAGCGCCUGUGUUCCACCGUCUACACACCUGUAGAGGAGGAGGAGCCUGGAAUUGUGUUAUAAGAGGGGAGAGCCGCGCUCCUUCUGCUGAGAUUCCACCAGUCUGUGAGCAACAUGGGCAACUGGAUUAUCAACCAUGGACUCACGUCCUUCAUCAUUGUGAUCUGGAUGGGCAUCAACAUCUUCCUCUUUGUCUGGUUUUAUUUCUCCUACGAUUUGGGGGAUGACUUCUACUACACCAGACAUCUUCUCGGGUCGGCGUUGGCUUGGGCCAGAGCUCCGGCCGCGGUUCUCAACUUCAACUGCAUGUUGAUUCUGCUGCCAGUCUGUCGGAACCUGCUGUCCCUCAUCAGAGGGUCCUUCAUGUGCUGUGGCAGAACAAUGAGGAAGCAGCUGGACAAAAACCUGAGUUUCCACAAACUGGUGGCCUACAUGAUCGGCCUGAUGACAGCGGUUCACAUGGUCGCACACUUGCUGAACGUGGAGUGGUACAACAACAGCCGCCAGGGUGGUUACGGCAAGCUCAGCUCGGCGCUGUCCAGGCUGGAGGACACCAAUGAAACCACCUACCUGAACCCGAUCCGCAUCACAGACCUGGAUCCACAGCAGAUCCCAACCUACUUCGUCUUCACCACCAUCGCCGGACUGACCGGCGUCAUCAUCACGCUCGCCCUCAUCCUCAUCAUCACCUCCUCCAUGGAGGUCAUCAGGCGCAGCUACUUCGAGGUCUUCUGGUACACCCACCACCUCUUCAUCAUCUUCUUCGCCGGUCUGGUUUUCCACGGUGCCGGGCGAAUUGUGAGACGCCAAACAAACCGAGAAGUCCACAAUUUCACCUUCUGCAAAGAUCGCAGCGAUGAGUGGGGGAAGAUUCCCGAAUGUCCAUUUCCACAGUUUGCAGGAGGAUUCCCACAGACAUGGAUGUGGGUGAUCGGGCCGAUGGUUCUGUACCUCUGUGAGCGUCUGCUGCGCUUCAUCCGUUACAUACAAACUGUGAAAUACAGGAAGAUUGUGAUGCGGCCCUCCAAAGUUCUGGAGCUGCAGCUGGUCAAGAGUGGCUUCAAGAUGGAAGUGGGUCAGUACGUCUUCCUCAACUGCCCGUCCAUCUCGCAGCUGGAGUGGCAUCCUUUCACCAUGACCUCUGCCCCCGAGGAGGACUUCUUCAGCGUCCACAUUCGCUCGGCCGGCGACUGGACGGACAAGCUCAUCAGCAUCAUGCAGCAGUUGCCGGAGGGAGCGCAGGGCCCGAAAAUGGCCGUGGACGGACCAUUUGGAACUGCCAGCGAGGACGUGUUUGACUAUGAGGUCAGCAUGCUGGUCGGCGCUGGCAUCGGUGUCACUCCCUUUGCCUCCAUUCUGAAGUCCAUCUGGUACAAAUUCAAGGAGUCCAACCCAAAGCUUCGCACCAGAAAGAUCUACUUCUAUUGGCUCUGCAGGGAAACCAAUGCCUUCGAAUGGUUUGCCGACCUCCUCCGAGUCCUGGAGAAGGAGAUGGAGGAGCGGGGGAUGGGCGAUUUCCUGACCUAUAAACUUUACCUGACCGGAUGGGAUACAAGCCUCACCUUUCAGGAGAAUGUAAACUUUGACAAGGACACUGAUGUCGUCACGGGACUUAAGCAGAAGACAAACUAUGGAAGACCCAACUGGGACAAGGAGUUUGAGCUGGUCCGCAAAGAAUACCCCAUGUCCGUCGUGGGAACGUUCCUGUGUGGUCCUGAAGCGCUAGCCAAAGUCCUGGAGAAGAAAUGCGCAAAAUACUCAGAUGUCGACCCCAGAAAAACAAAAUUUUACUUCAAUAAGGAGAACUUUUGAAACAAAGGACACGGGCAUCAAGCCCUGUUGGUUGUAUUCAGAAAAGCAGCUGGGGGAGUUCUGGGGCGUCUUUGUUACAGAUGAAACCACUCUUGUCUGUACUUUUGUUGAAGUUGCACAACGUUUUCUGGUGUCUAUUGUGGAUGUGACCUUUAGUCAUAUUUCAUCAUGAAUACAUAAAUCAAUUGGCAUGUAUCCCCUGUUAUUGUGCAAUAUAAGCAGAAACUAAUCUCUUGUUGGUGUAAAUAUUUCUGUUUAUUUUAAAUGUAAAUAUGUGCUGAUUUAAAAUGUAUUAAAGCUAU
Molecule: messenger RNA, 2115 nt
Organism: Synchiropus splendidus (mandarinfish)
Lineage: Eukaryota; Metazoa; Chordata; Actinopteri; Syngnathiformes; Callionymidae
Gene: nox1
Product: NADPH oxidase 1
Exons: 13
Coding region: 116-1813 (565 amino acids)
Biological process (GO): superoxide anion generation; defense response
Cellular component (GO): plasma membrane; NADPH oxidase complex
Molecular function (GO): superoxide-generating NAD(P)H oxidase activity
Source: RefSeq, a predicted model, not a curated record